GAGAGAUUAUUGGUGUUGCCCAAGCAAUAAAUAAGACCCCAGGAGGUGCCCCUUUUUCUGAUGAUGAUGAAAAGGAAGGCUGUACUAGCUCCUUUCCCCACAGGCUCACCAAGCAAGCUGUGUAAAGAGAAGUGGCUCCUGUGGCCGCUAAAGAAAACAACUGAACCAGACAGGCAUUUGCUGAGAGCUCAACCUGGAGUUUGUGCCAGAGUGAUGCAGAUGUACCUCCCCUUCUGUGGGAUUGCCAUAUCCAAUGCCCAGCUAUUUGCAGCUUCAAGGAAGGAAUAUGACAGAAGCAGGGCUUUACUGGAAGUAGUAAAUGACCUCUUCGAGGAACAGACUGACUUAGAGAAAAUUGUAAAGAAAAUUAUGCAUCGGGCCCAGACUCUACUGAAGUGUGAGCGGUGCUCAGUGCUACUUCUGGAAGAUAUUGAAUCACCAGUGGUGAAAUUUACAAAAUCCUUUGAAUUAUUAUCUCCAAAAUGCAGUGCUGAUACUGACAACAGUUUCAAAGACAGCGUGGAAAAAUCAUCGUCUUAUUCUGACUGGCUAAUAAAUAACAGCAUUGCUGAGCUCGUGGCUUCCACGGGGCUCCCAGUGAACAUCAGUGAUGCCUAUCAGGAUCCUCGCUUUGAUGCUGACGCUGACCAAAUUUCUGGCUUUCACAUAAGAUCUGUUCUGUGUGUUCCUAUAUGGAACAGCACCCACCAAAUAAUUGGUGUAGCUCAAGUAUUGAACAGGCUUGAUGGGAAAUCCUUUGAUGAUGCUGACCAGCGACUGUUUGAAGCUUUUGUUAUUUUUUGUGGCCUGGGUAUCAACAACACAAUUAUGUAUGACCAAGUGAAGAAAUCCUGGGCAAAACAGUCUGUGGCUCUUGACGUGUUGUCUUACCAUGCAACAUGUUCGAAGGCAGAAGUUGAUAAAUUCAAGGCAGCAAACAUCCCUCUGGUGUCAGAGCUUGGCAUUGAUGAUAUCCAUUUUGAUGACUUCUCGCUCGAUGUGGAUGCCAUGAUUACUGCAGCCCUGCGGAUGUUCAUGGAACUUGGAAUGGUUCAGAAAUUUAAAAUUGACUACGAGACACUGUGUAGGUGGCUUUUGACAGUGCGGAAGAACUAUCGAAUGGUUUUGUAUCACAACUGGAGGCACGCUUUCAACGUCUGCCAGCUGAUGUUUGCCAUGUUAACUACUGCAGGAUUUCAGGAGAUUCUAACUGAAAUUGAAAUUUUAGCUUUGAUUGUGGGAUGCUUAUGUCACGACCUUGACCACAGGGGAACCAACAAUGCCUUCCAAGCCAAGAGUGGAUCAGCCUUAGCUCAGCUCUACGGCACCUCUGCUACUUUGGAGCACCACCAUUUCAAUCACGCUGUCAUGAUUCUCCAAAGUGAGGGUCACAACAUCUUUGCUAACUUGUCCUCUAAGGACUACAGUGACCUUAUGCAGCUUCUAAAGCAAUCGAUAUUGGCAACAGACCUCACUCUGUAUUUUGAGAGAAGGACUGAGUUUUUUGAACUUGUCAGUAAAGGUGGUUAUGAUUGGAAUAUAAAAAACCACCGAGAAGUAUUUCGAUCAAUGCUAAUGACAGCCUGUGACCUUGGAGCUGUGACCAAACCGUGGGAGAUUUCAAGACAGGCAGCUGAGCUGGUAACCAGUGAGUUCUUUGAACAAGGAGACAGAGAAAGAUCUGAACUCAAACUCACCCCUUCAGCCAUUUUUGAUCGGAACAGGAAACAUGAACUACCAAGGUUGCAGCUUGAGUGGAUUGAUAGCAUCUGCAUGCCAUUGUAUGAGUGUCUAGUGAAGCUGAAUGUGAAGCUGAAGCCUAUGCUGGACUCCAUAGCAGUAAACAGAGGUAAAUGGGAGGAGCUGCACCAAAAAAGACUUCCUUCCCAGGCGGCAUCCUUGUCCUCCUUUUCCUCUAGCCUCACCAUGUCUCUCAAAGACAUAAAUUAAGCCUGCAAAUAUCAACGUCACUUUACAAUAAGAGCUUUCUGAAAGGUUUUCAUAAGCUUAGACCCACCAUUUUUUAAGAAAUGCUUUCCCAGACAUGCUUAAUUGAUCAGAUAUUAUCUUGAUGGCAGCAUAGUUUGCUUUUCCUGGAAGGCUUAGCGGGACUGAGGGGAAGCCUGCAGUGGGAUUGCCUUGGUAUCUGGAGCGACGUGGAACACUGAACAGAAGAAGCGUUCAUUCAGCUCCACUACAUUUCAACUGCUGCUGUAAAAACCUGUAAAGCUGACAACAGACUGAAAUAUAAGAACUCGCAGCUUAAUAAAAUUAAUAAUACAGAGCAGGACUGGGAUGCAAGCUGGCCAAUUCAUAUGCAAGGAGCUGCAGAAAACAGAAUGGUGUGUAAUUACAUUGUUGUUUUGCAUCUCUUCAGUACAUGUUAUGAAUCAAUUAUGCCUGCUUUUGUGAUGCUCCUCUCUUACUCUCCCUCCUCUUUUAUGCCUGAAUGUUCUAAAAAGCCUGCUUUGUAUUCUGAAGAAGUAUUUUUUUACAACAAAGCUUCUUAGUGAUUGAUCAGGGCCUUUAGAAUUGCCUACCUUUGCUACAUUUAAAAACAAACUUUAUUAUCUUUAAAAACACUGAGCUGUCCCUUCUUCCCUGAGAAAUUCAUAUUAACAGUGCAGCAAAUUUUUCAGCAAGAGGAAGUUUGCAUAAAGGCAGAAUAUUGCAUAGUAAUUUUAGAGUACUUCUUUUUCCUUUUAAAAAAUGGUCUUGUAACAUUCAUUUUUUUUAAAUUAUAGUAUCACCUAAGGAAAAGAUUAAUGGUUUUUUUUGAAAAUAGACUACAAAUAAAAAAGGAAAUCUGUUGCUUUGUGCUGCAGGUUUAUAUUACAUUGAAAAGCAGUUAAUGAAUAAGCCUUUCUAGUAUAAUUUCCAGUUGAAAUUAGCAUUUUGAAAUGGUGGAGGAGUAUCAUCACACUGGACCGACUACCCCUUACUCUCUUACAGUUCUUCCACUACAAUUUCAAAUGCUAUUGCUACAGGCAGCACAGCACUAGUCAGGGCUCAUAUGUCUACAUCUAUGGUAAAGGUGUCCCUAAAAAUCUAAUCAAAUAUGAUGGGUCACAAAACCAA
Molecule: messenger RNA, 3078 nt
Organism: Sturnus vulgaris (Common starling)
Lineage: Eukaryota; Metazoa; Chordata; Aves; Passeriformes; Sturnidae
Source: RefSeq, a predicted model, not a curated record